Coniophora puteana RWD-64-598 SS2 is the source of this 1784-nucleotide messenger RNA. RefSeq lists its product as uncharacterized. The record is from RefSeq and is a predicted model, not a curated record. Bases 1 to 1689 code for a protein of 562 amino acids. NCBI's taxonomy places the organism in Eukaryota, Fungi, Basidiomycota, Agaricomycetes, Boletales, Coniophoraceae. The transcript is spliced from 11 exons.
AUGGCCAAGGGGUCUUUCACGCUUUCUCCGGAACUCAUUCUAGAACCAAAGCCGUAUCUGGAUGCUAUCCCUAUCCCUGCUGGAUUCCAGCUUCCUAGUCUACUCCUCGUUCGCGAGGACGCUAUCACCGCUGCAAAAUGGAUCAUGAAUCCCGAUCUCAUCGACACCAAGAACGUUCCGGGCAUUAGACCAGAUGGUACCCCUCUCGGAGAUAUGCACCCCGGACUCGUGUACCAAGCCCAGCUCAAGCUACUGUUUCAGUUUGCUUACUUCUGUCAGCACGAUACUGUACCGUACGAUAUUCUCCCGCAAUGUGUGUGGGCUCUCCAAUGGUUUGCGCGAGCAGCCGAGGAAGCACCGGAGGAUCAAUUACGGGCGCUCGGGCACAUCCUACCCCACCAGAGAGGGGCGAUGGCGGAGACAGCACGGCAUAUGUUGGUCAUAAACAGCCAGUUCAAGCUAACCAAGCAUUUGAUGAGCGCACUCGUGGAUCGUCCAAAAGAGGCUGUUAAGUAUUUCCACAAGAUCAUCGACAUCCAGACCGAGCGUAUUGGCCCUAAGACAAAGUCGGAUGAUAUGCUCACUCACAAUCCCAACAUGUAUGCUGAGUUCGGCACCGCUCUUGCUCGUACUCGUGAAGACGAUGAGGAGGCCGAGCGUGUCCUGCGUAGGACGUUAGUUGCGUUCGACAAGCCAAAGAACAAAGCACCGGACCAGCUGUAUGCCAUCAAAUGCCGCGUCUACCUUUCACGUGUGCUUCGCCGUCGUGGCGCCGAAAGUGAGGCCGAGGCUGAAAAACUCGAGGCCUUCGUUGCCAAGUGGCUCAAAAAGAAUCACAGCCGCUUCCCAGUCUCCGAGCUACGAGACCUCUUCGGGACUUCGGACACAGAUCCCGAGACUGAUCCUAUCCUAAUUGCAACAGGCGGCAUGGAGGUAUUGACGCGCCGCGGGCUUUCUUACAACGCUCAGCAGCGGAGGUCGCGCGUAUGCCGGCAUUGCAACAAGGCAGAACUAGCGGUGAAACUCUUCCAGUGCGUAAAGUGCAAGCAUACAUUCUACUGCUCGAGAGAAUGUCAGAAGGAAAAUUGGCGUCUGCAUAAGGAAUUCUGCAAGGACCAGGCCGCAUCGCUCAUGCGCGCCGACCUUCUGAAAGCACUGGGCGACACAGCAGGCAGCCAGCUAUUGACAGACUGGACCAACUGGCGCAACAUGAUCUUCCCAGACGAGAUGCUCCACGCCCGCGUGCACGCGCUCAACCUGCAGCGCGACCACAACCGCGGGCGCACACAUCUCCUGAUCACCGAGGUCCGCGAGAUCGCGAGCGCCAAACACCCCGCGGGCCGCUUCCGCGCCGUCCGCACGGGCGUCUUCCGUCUCGUGGACGUGAAGCGCGACAUCGAGCUCGUCAUGGGGCUCGACAAGGGCGAGUGCGACGAGAUGGUCCGCGAGAUGUUCGAGGAGUUCGACCAACGAGGAGGGGAGGCGCAGUAUCCGUGGUUGGAGCUGUACUUUGGCGACGAUAAGCGGAUACAGACGUACCUGAGCAUCUCGGGCAUAUCUGACGAGCAGCUCGAGAAGCUGCCACAUAAUCCGGACUGGCGCAAACAGGUGAACUACAAGGGCGGGGAUCCGCCCUUGCCCAUUAGCGCUCUUAGGUCUGGCGCAAAGGACGCCGAGCAUGAUCUUUGAACUCUGAUAUUUUGACUUUCUCGUUUCUGCUAUGCUAUAUUAACUUCCGGCCGCCAGCAUCCGAAGAACUGCUACCAUGCUUUAUAUAGUCUUGC